Messenger RNA from Musca vetustissima, 1014 nucleotides. RefSeq names its product N-glycosylase/DNA lyase (gene Ogg1). The transcript is spliced from 6 exons. The record is from RefSeq and is a predicted model, not a curated record. Gene Ontology annotation, molecular function: 8-oxo-7,8-dihydroguanine DNA N-glycosylase activity; damaged DNA binding. Gene Ontology annotation, cellular component: nucleus. The coding region runs from base 1 to 1014 and encodes 337 amino acids. Gene Ontology annotation, biological process: nucleotide-excision repair; base-excision repair; base-excision repair, AP site formation. Lineage: Eukaryota; Metazoa; Arthropoda; Insecta; Diptera; Muscidae.
AUGAUCCGCAUUCAAUUCAGGAAGAUGCAUGCCAUUAAAGGAAAAGUUGCAAUUGAUGAAAAUCAACUAAAUUUGGAUCUAACCCUACUGGGAGGACAAAGUUUCCGAUGGGAAAAAUUGGAAGUUGCUGGUAGUGAUGCUAUAUGGAAAGGAGUUGCAUACAAUUCAUAUUGGGAAUUAACACAAGAUUCAAAAAAUGUGUAUUACACCGUCUAUGGUGAUCCACAGCAAAAGCAGGAUGUUGAUUUCUAUGAUAAAUUAUUGAACCGAUACUUACGUUUGGAUUUUAAUUUGAAUGAAAAUGUAAAAAAGUGGCGCAAAUUACAUCCACAUUUUGAAGAGUUAUCGACAAAAUUGAAAGCAGUUCGUGUAUUGGAUCAGGAGCCAUUGGAGAAUAUUCUUUCCUUUAUUUGCAGUCAGAAUAAUAAUAUUAAAAGAAUAUCAUCUAUGAUUGAGUGGCUUUGCUAUCGUUAUGGAAAUAAAAUUGGAAAUUUCCAUGCCAAAGAUGUCUAUACAUUCCCCUCCCUGGAGUCGUUGGUGAAACAUCAAGGAGAGUUGGAAGCCGAAUUACGAACAGCAAAAUUUGGAUAUCGUGCAAAAUUCAUAGCACAAUCGGUGGCGAAAAUACAUGAGUUUGGUGGCACAAAAUGGUUUGAACAUUUACGCAAAUUAUCAUAUACCGAAGCGCGUAAUGAGCUAGUAAAAUUGACGGGUAUUGGUUUUAAAGUUGCCGAUUGUAUUUGCCUUAUGUCGCUGAAUCAUCUAGAAUCAGUGCCCAUCGAUACACAUAUUUUCAAAAUUGCUCAAAGUGUUUAUAUGCCACAGUUGAAAACGGUUAAGGCCGUAACACCAAAGAUCUACGAAGAAAUUGCUGAUAAUUUUCGAAGUAUUUAUGGUCCUUAUGCGGGAUGGACACAGGCGGUAUUGUUUUGCUCCGAGUUACAACAAUUUCAUACUCCAACGGAGGAUGUAAAUACAUUGUCUAAGCCCAAUGCAAAAAAGAAACGCAAAUAA